AUGACUUCCCAUCGGUCUGCUCCGGAUAGCCACCACUAUCAAUACGUCGGGCCGUAUAGGUUGGAGAAAACUCUUGGAAAAGGGCAGACUGGUUUGGUGAAGUUAGGCGUGCAUUGCAUCACGGGAAGAAAGGUUGCCAUUAAAAUAAUCAAUAGGGAGAAACUCAGCGAGUCUGUUCUGCAAAAAGUUGAACGAGAGAUAGCUAUUAUGAAGCUCAUCGAACAUCCGCAUGUUUUGGGGUUGUACGAUGUUUAUGAGAACAAGAAAUAUCUGUACCUGAUUUUGGAGCACGUAUCGGGUGGAGAACUGUUCGAUUACCUCGUGAAGAAGGGCCGUCUAACGCCCAAGGAAGCCCGCAGGUUCUUUCGCCAAAUCAUAUCAGCGCUCGAUUUUUGCCAUAGUCAUUCCAUCUGCCAUCGGGAUCUGAAGCCGGAGAACCUUCUGCUAGACGAAAAGAACAAUAUUCGGAUAGCAGACUUCGGGAUGGCCUCCUUGCAGAUGGACGGCUCCAUGCUCGAGACGUCCUGCGGAUCCCCCCACUACGCAUGCCCGGAAGUCAUACGGGGAGAAAAAUACGAUGGCCGGCGUGCUGACGUUUGGAGUUGCGGCGUCAUACUAUAUGCUCUUCUAGUAGGUGCUCUCCCAUUUGACGACGACAACUUGCGUCAGCUGCUGGAGAAGGUGAAGCGGGGGGUGUUCCACAUCCCCCACUUCGUUCCCCCGGAGUGCCAGGACUUAUUGCGAGGCAUGAUCGAGGUCUGCCCCGACAAGAGAAUGACUCUGGCCGAAGUAACGAGGCAUCCUUGGGUGAUAGCGGGAACUAAAUCGGAAUUAGAACUCGAACUCCCGAUGAAGGAAGCGGUGCAGACUCAUAUCAUUCCUACUGUAGAAGACCUGGAUCCCGAUGUCUUGUCAAGCAUGACGUCCCUAGGUUGUUUUAAAGAUAAAGAAAAAUUAGUACAAGAAUUAUUAAACACAACACAUAACACAGAAAAAGUCGUCUAUUUCCUGUUACUAGACAGGAAACGGCGGAAACCCGCGUACGAAGAUGAAACGGAAGUAAUCAUCAGGAAUAGAUCCGAAUCGGCUUUUUCUUCUGCACUGCCUCUCCCACCAGAUCCACCCAGGAAAAGGGUGGACACCUGUCAGAUCAAUGGAAGAUCGGGUCCAAGGUACAGUUUUGAAAUGUUAAGUGACGGCUCUCCAUUAACACCCAGGAGAUAUCCAUAUGGGUUGAACGAGAGAUAG
Molecule: messenger RNA, 1248 nt
Organism: Uloborus diversus
Lineage: Eukaryota; Metazoa; Arthropoda; Arachnida; Araneae; Uloboridae
Product: serine/threonine kinase SAD-1-like
Exons: 14
Coding region: 1-1248 (415 amino acids)
Biological process (GO): microtubule cytoskeleton organization; intracellular signal transduction; protein phosphorylation
Cellular component (GO): cytoplasm
Molecular function (GO): tau-protein kinase activity; ATP binding; protein serine/threonine kinase activity
Source: RefSeq, a predicted model, not a curated record